UCCGUGAUGUUGUCAUAGUGUCAGGGCUAGGGAUUUACUUGAACUUGAAUUCUGCACUGUCACCUUUGGGACCUGGGUUGAAGAAGACUGAGAAGGUUGCUGAGGAAGGAGCUUAGCUUUUUGGCGAGAAUUAAUAGGCACUCCGUCAAGGAGUUAGGUUUCCUGAAACUGUUUACAUAGGAGAAGAUGUACCUGUAGCGUCAGAUUCCUUGGAAUCCUUCAGAGAUUUUCUCCUGCAGAGUCUAUUCCAGAGCCCUUCCAGCCUGCCCUUGGCUAGUUACAUUUUCAGAUCUAUGCUGAAGAUGUGUAGAUUUUUCUCCUCGGUAGAGAGCCCACUGCCUUAGCAUUUAGUAAAAUAGUUAUUUAUUGAAGAAAGGUUCAUAUCUGUUUCUGGUAUCACCAGAGUCUCUUGUGACCUCAUAGGAAUGUUGACUAGAGUUUUAUUUUCUAAAGCUAAGGCCGCUGGUAUGCGUGUUACGUAGACCUCCGCAUGUAUGCACGUUUCAUGUUAAACUCCAAUCCUUGGUCGCAGUGGCAGUAGUGACAGUGCUCCUGGAACAGCGUUGUCUGUGCUCUCCAGACCAACAGAGUCACCUUAAAGGGCCUUGUGUGUUCUUCCGACAGAGUUGCCUGUCGGUAAGGAGGGGUAUCACCGACACAGUUACCCAUUGGUGAGAAGGGGUACCAGAACCCAGAGAGGACGGUGACUGCAGACCUGGGCCAAAAGGAUGAGCAUGAGGACAAUUGUCUUCAGCAGUGAAGGGAUCUUGCAGCAAUGAGAAUAAGGGUGUCGUCACCAUUUUACAUAGGGAGCAUAUCUUUUAAAAAUGUUUUAAAGGAAGAGUUAUAUGAGUUUUAAAAUAUAUAAAUGUCAAAUUAUGUCAUUCAUAUGAGACACGCAUAUCCUUUUUUCAUUCUUCUCUUGCCAUUAUACUUUUAUAUAUCAGUCUCUCUCUACACACACACACACACAUACACACACACACACACUAUUUUAGAAAAACACAGGAUUUUUUUCUUUAUUGAAUGAACAGUGCAUGAUACAGCUGCUAGGCCUCAGUAAAUGUUGGUUUAACAAUGAUUCAUCACACCGACCCAAUAUGUUUUACAUUGCCUUUCUUCCAUCCCUUUAUAUUUCUCCAAAAUUGAUUUUGUGCCCUGGCUUUUGCAAUCAGUAUUUUAUCAGCUUUGCUGAUAAAAUGCAACAUCUCAGUUGCAUGGUUGAGGAUGUUUGUGGAAGACACUGCGUAGCCUGUCCAUUCUGGGAAGUGUUCCUGACGUAGGCUUCUCUGUUACUCGGAAGCCACUGGGUGCUUGACACAUGGCCAUUUCACCUCAUUUUCUGGGGGCGACAUGGAAAAACUGAGCCUAACAUACUUUCCAGAAGCAAUCGGAUCUUACCUGAUUAAAGCCAUACAUUUCUCUCCAAGACAGUUCAUCUCCCUCCACGAACUAGAGUGAGGAAAGUUCACGUUUGUAUUAUAAGGUUGACCUUUUCACCAUGAUUCCCUGCAGAGCAGCGCUGACUUUCGCCCGGUGUCUGAUCCGGAGGAAAAUCGUCGUUCUGGACAGUCUCGAAGAUUCCAAAUUAAGCCGUUGCUUGUCCACCGUGGACCUCAUUGCCCUGGGGGUUGGAAGCACUCUGGGUGCUGGGGUUUACGUCCUCGCCGGGGAGGUUGCCAAGUCCGAUUCCGGCCCCAGCAUCGUGCUGUCCUUCCUCAUUGCCGCCCUGGCUUCGGUGAUGGCAGGCCUUUGCUAUGCUGAAUUUGGGGCCCGAGUCCCCAAGACGGGCUCCGCGUAUUUGUACACCUACGUUACCGUGGGAGAGCUGUGGGCCUUCAUCACCGGCUGGAACCUCAUUUUAUCCUACGUGAUCGGUACAUCGAGUGUUGCGAGAGCCUGGAGCGGCACCUUCGAUGAACUUCUUAACAAACAGAUCGGUCAGUUUUUCAGGACAUACUUCAAUAUAAAUUAUACCGGCCUUGCAGAGUAUCCCGACUUUUUUGCCGUGUGUCUCAUAUUACUUCUAUCAGGUCUCCUAUCGUUCGGAGUGAAAGAGUCCGCCUGGGUAAAUAAAAUCUUCACAGCGGUCAACAUCCUGGUCCUCCUCUUUGUCAUGGUGGCUGGGUUUGUGAAAGGGAAUGUGGCCAACUGGAAGAUUAGUGAGGAGUUUCUCAAAAAUAUAUCCGUAAACGCCAGAGAGCCGCCUACUGAAAAUGGAACAAGUGUCUAUGGGGCUGGUGGCUUCAUGCCUUAUGGCUUUGCGGGGACUUUGGCCGGGGCUGCAACCUGCUUCUAUGCCUUCGUGGGAUUUGACUGCAUUGCCACCACCGGUGAAGAAGUCCGGAAUCCUCAGAAAGCUAUUCCUAUUGGAAUUGUGACUUCGUUGCUUGUUUGCUUUAUGGCCUAUUUUGGGGUCUCGGCAGCUUUAACACUUAUGAUGCCGUACUACCUCCUGGAUGAGAAGAGCCCCCUCCCCGUAGCGUUUGAGUAUGUCGGCUGGGGUCCUGCCAAGUAUGUCGUGGCCGCCGGCUCCCUCUGUGCUCUGUCCGCGAGUCUUCUUGGAUGCAUUUUCCCAAUGCCGCGUGUAAUCUAUGCUAUGGCCGAGGAUGGGUUGCUUUUCAAAUGUCUAGCUCAAAUCAAUUCCAAAACGAAGACACCAAUAAUCGCUACUUUAUCAUCGGGUGCAGUGGCAGCGGUGAUGGCGUUUCUCUUUGACCUGAAGGCCCUCGUGGAUAUGAUGUCCAUCGGCACGCUGCUGGCCUACUCUCUGGUGGCCGCCUGUGUUCUCAUCCUCAGGUACCAGCCUGGCUUAUCGUACGAGCAGCCCAAAUACGCUCCCGAGAAAGAGGCUCUGCAGCCGUGUGCCAGUGCGGAAUCAGAAAGCGCGUCCCAGGUCACCAUGCUGCAGGGACCGGGUUCCAGCCUGUCCACCCUCUUCAGCCCCUCGGCUCUGCCCACACAGCAGUCGGCUUCUCUGGUGAGCGUCCUGGUGGUACUCCUCGCAUCUCUCGUUCUGGGCCUGAGUAUUCUGACCACCUACGGAGUCCAGGCCAUUGCCGCGCUGGAGGCGUGGAGCCUGGCCCUCCUGGUGCUGUUCGUGCUUCUCUUCAUCGCCGUCAUCCUCACCAUUUGGAGGCAGCCCCAGAAUCAGCAUAAAGUCUCCUUCAUGGUUCCAUUCUUACCAUUCCUGCCAGCAUUCAGCAUCCUGGUGAACAUUUACCUGAUGGUCCAGCUGAGUGCCGUGACUUGGAUCCGAUUUAGCAUUUGGAUGGCGCUCGGGUUCCUGAUUUACUUCACUUACGGCAUUAGACACAGCCUGGAGAGCAAUCCAAGGGAUGAAGAUGAUGACGAAGACUCAUAUUCAGACACCGUUCAUGCAGCAACGGAAGAAAAAUCCGCCUUCCAGGUACACGACCACCACCAAAGAAGCCUCAGCUUACCCUUUGUACUCAGUGAAAAGACGAGCGAGUGCUAAUGCUCGCUGGAGCGGAGUCCACAGUCUUAACGAGCACACCCCACACUGAGUGGCCCGGACAGGGCGGCGGCGCCGUGCUGGCUUGUCAUGGGCUUGCUGCGGACAUAGUUCCCCCUAAUUUAUACUCACCUGGACAGCACCUCCUCAGGUAAUGAGUUACGUACCUGAGGAAACCUGAGCUCUCUCCUAGUGCUGAGUAUCUCCCAAAUAAUGUGUGUGUGUGUGUGUGUGUGUGUGUGUGUCUGUGUGUCGGGGAAUACAAAUGGUAAAAGUUGUCUGUGUUUUGCUGUUACUGCAUUACAUUUUUUCCAGUGUUUGUCUUGAACUGGUGCCAUAUACUGCACAUACUGAAAUGCAGGCAGUCACCACCUAGAAAAGUGUUCUGUAUGUGCUUGGUGUUGUUAGGGAAAUAAUUUGCUUCGCCUUGUUAGAUUUCAUUAAUUAAUGUCAACGUAGAGCGUGCUGCACAUGCAGUCCCUCAUCUGGGCGUCUGUCACUGGUCAAGAGUAACAGGAGGGGAUGAGAAACGAGCCUUUUUCUAUAACUUACAAAGCCAUCGGUGGGUUUAGUACAGAGUUUCCUUCUACGAGGUGUGGCAGUUUGCUAAAACUUUAGCCAGUAGGAGUGUUUGCAGCCACCUUGCUGCACAGGGAGGCGUGGCCUUCUGUGUCACCAGGUGGCGCCCCUUGGAGCUGCUGUCUUCUCUGAGCAUGGUGUCCUCGAGACCCUUGUGCCAGAAUGUGGUCUCCGUGGCCAGAAAGCUGGCAUAAAUAGCAACAGUGAGGAUGUGUUGUUUUGAAAAGUCACUUAAAAUCAGCUAGUUGAGUCUCCACAUCAUGCAGUUGGUGGGUGAUUCAUACUUUUUUCCAUUACUUACUAGCCAAUCACAGUUCAGGCUCUUUAACCUUGUCAAACAAAGAAUUCAGUCCUCUGUUUCGAUUCUCUGUUUCUUGUCUGAGAUAUGAGGGGUUACAGUUGCACAGUCUACCUUUAUUACGUGCAAAAGUAGAAAAAACGAAGGGAUACAAGAAGGGAAAAUUUCCUUGUUCUAAUUUUGCAGUGCCUAUUCAGAUGUUAAAGGGCAUUUGGCUCAGAUCCCAGGGUUUAGAUCUCAUUUGACUGUUUCUUUUGCAGACAUUUAGGGAUAUUUUUCAUCUCUCAUUCCAUGAUAGUUUAGCACUUAUAGUCUCAUUUAUUUUUAAAUGACCACACUAAAGCUACUCAUAUGAGCUCCAAUAUUCUGUACUAACCCAUCAGUGGUUGGGAAAUACCAUAUUGUGGUUAAAUACAUGAUUAUAUAAAACUCUAAGCUAAAAGAUUAACCAAAUGAAAGUUGUAGAAACACAGCAGCCUUUAUAUGACUAAAUAAUUUGUUUUUAAAUGUGAGAUUCUCUGAUUACUGGGUGUCACUUUGUAGGCUUCUCUGAUAGUGGACUAUUUAUCUGCAGUGGGAUUUGCUUCUCAUGAAUUAUAUAUUUAUUACAAAUCCUGAAAUAGUCCACUAGAUGAAGCUGGAGGUGUGCAUGGGUUACAUUCCCAGGACGGUUGUUACCAAGCACACCAGUUGACCAGCUUACUCCCCAAACAAGGAAAACAUCUCUGUCAGCUCUUCCAAGAAAUCCAUUAUUUUAUUGCUGCAUUAAGAAGCAAGUUGCAACUGAAUGGUCUAACCAAGAGUUUAUAGUGAUGAAACAUCAAACAGACAAGUAGAAAGCCUGGCUCUCCGGCUGCUGCAGUCCUGGAGUCCCUGACAUGGAACUCAGAGCUGACAUUCCACAAGCACCAGCGUGUACGUGUGAUGUCCGAGGCCCAGCACUCUCUCCCAAGCUGCCUGUCUCCCUGGAGGGGAAGAGUUAGGCAGGCAGGGAGCGAAGGACGUGAGUGAGGACUGCAUGCUCCUGAGUCCUGGCUGUGGUAGCUGUGCCCUAAGGCCUGUGUUUAUUCCAUUGUCAGUCUAGAAUAGGCCCCGCACCAGGGAACACGAGGAAUUUCGUACGUGCAUACUUAACUCUCUUAUCUUAACAGAAUCAAGAAACUCUCUUAGAAUGGGACAGGCAGCUAAAAUUAUUAUGCCCGCUGUGUUCCAUUAGGAGCAGAGAUUAGUUUAAAAAAGCAUUUUUCCACAUUGAAACACUUUGCAAACACAAAUCUAUGAAAAGACACUUUGUCAGCAACCGCUUUUUCUCUGUGAAGACUCAAAUGUCUGUCUAUGUGAGUGUGUAUGUAUUAUAUAUAUGUGUAUGUCUGUGUAUUCCAACUGUCCAUGCAAAAGUCGGUUGGGUUUAAGAUGAGCUUUGGAAAUAAUACCAUUGUGUGGAUUUAAAAAAAACCCAACUGAUGUAGAGAUAAUACAGUGUUUUGUAUUGAAAGAUACGCUUAUAUAAAAUUUUUAGGUUUUAAAGUAUUUUGAAAUACAUAGUGAUUUUAUAUAUAUGAUAUUUUCUAUAGAUAGAUUGUUCAGGAAAGCUGUAUUUAUAGUGUUUCUAAUAUGAAAUCACUAAACUCUAGUACAUUGUAACAGGUGCUUUCUACUCUGAGGUGGGGUUGGGGACACUCGGGUGUCCCGUUGACUUGGUCUCUGUGCCACCUUCUCGGCAUCUCUGCCUCAGCUGGUCCGGAAAAAGCCGGCACUGCCCACCUGGGUACCACUUCCCUGCCCCCACACUGGAAUUCAUGACCUUCGGAACAAAAUGUUGUUUUAACUUUCUUAGGAGUACCAAAAUGUUCUGUUAAAUGAAUGACACUUAUAUAAAGUUCUCUCCAGAAAUUAAAAAAUAUAGAAACAUCUUCUCAUUAUUGUGAUUGCAUAGCAACAGCUUAAAUGACUUUUUUUGUACUAGGAAAUAUGUUUUUAUAACAUUUUCGGUGAGAAGCAUCUUAUAAUAACACUUUUAUUUGAUGCUCUUUUAAAAGAGAAGAUGGUUUGUGAAUAACUGUGUGAAGGCCCUCCUGCCCUACAUAACCAGGUACUGUGCAAGUUCAAGUUUAAAAAUUAUUUAAUUUAUUGAGAAAUAAAUUAUUGAGAAAACUGA
Molecule: messenger RNA, 6510 nt
Organism: Artibeus jamaicensis (Jamaican fruit-eating bat)
Lineage: Eukaryota; Metazoa; Chordata; Mammalia; Chiroptera; Phyllostomidae
Gene: SLC7A2
Product: solute carrier family 7 member 2
Exons: 12
Coding region: 1502-3478 (658 amino acids)
Biological process (GO): transmembrane transport; amino acid transport
Cellular component (GO): plasma membrane
Molecular function (GO): amino acid transmembrane transporter activity
Source: RefSeq, a predicted model, not a curated record